This is a messenger RNA of Spirometra erinaceieuropaei, 465 nucleotides long. NCBI's taxonomy places the organism in Eukaryota, Metazoa, Platyhelminthes, Cestoda, Diphyllobothriidea, Diphyllobothriidae. The record is from the annotation of a GenBank genome assembly.
AUGGCUCCGGUUUCGGCUGUGUGUGAGGUGCAAAGCGAACCCGACGUUGCAGAGCUUACUCCGGCAAGCUUGUUGCCAAUUACUGGAGUAAGUAGAAACUUACGAUUUGGUUUAGAGGGGGACUUGACUGUAUCAAGGCGGAGAGAAAGCAGGCCCCUUUAACAGCAGCGGACGCCACAAAUACUAUUGGUGUAUAUUAUGCUACCUGAGCCAAAUAAGUAGACGCUCAAUAGAAGUAGUUCCCAAAGGGUGCACACAUCCGUUCCUGCCAUACUCACAAGCGUAGGUCUUUUUUUCCCAAAAUAACUAUAGACGCCCUCGAAAAUAUCGAGGGGACCCUACAGAAUACAGCUCCUCAUCCUCCUCCUCCUCCUCCUCCUCCUCCUCCUCCUCCUCUUCCAGUGUAUACCCCUCUCCAUUGUGGCUGGCGCCACCAAUUCCACUACAGGGUCGGCCCUUUUAUAG